ACCCUUGCCCGCCGCCUGAACUCGCCUCCCCCGCGGCCGGUCCCCUGCAUCUGUUCGCCGCGCCGCAACCCGGAGGAGACUACGACUACGAGCACCACCAGGUAGCAGCAACUGUUUUGCUGCAAUCUGACAAAGUGGAGGGUUUAAGAGUCGCUGCUUCUUUUAUGUCUGAACAAUCUUUGCUUUAUUUGGGAUUGCUGGGAGAGUAUUCUUGCGCGACGAGGAAAAGGCACAAGUUUCUGCUCCACUGCAUGCAUCAAGAGCCCAUCCGGUUUCCUUGUUCUGAGGUGUCAUUCGCUAGUGCUCAGAGCCGGCUUGGUUUUCUCGAAAGAUCAGCAGCCACUCUUGAUUCAGGACUUUGUCACACCUGAUAGCAUCUAGUUAAUACAUCUUUAUCCAAGAUGGCACUGCAAAACAUUGGUGCUUCAAACAGGGAUGAUGCCUUCUACAGGUACAAGAUGCCCAGAAUGAUUACCAAGAUAGAAGGUCGUGGUAAUGGUAUCAAGACAAAUAUUGUGAACAUGGUUGACAUAGCAAAAGCACUUGCCAGGCCUGCUUCCUAUACAACCAAAUACUUUGGAUGUGAGCUUGGUGCACAGUCCAAAUUUGAUGAGAAGACAGGGAUUUCCUUGGUUAAUGGGGCUCAUGAUACUGCAAAGCUGGCUGGUCUCCUUGAGGUAUUCAUCAAGAAGUAUGUCCAGUGUUAUGGGUGUGGGAAUCCUGAGACUGAGAUUCUCAUAUCAAAGACUCAGAUGCUAUCACUGAAAUGUGCAGCCUGUGGGUUUGUCUCAGAUGUUGACAUGAGGGACAAGCUCACAACCUUCAUCCUGAAAAACCCACCAGAACAGAAGAAGGGAGGAAAAGACAAGAAGAAGGCCAUGAGGAGAGCUGAGAAGGAACGCCUGAAGGAAGGUGAGGCUGCUGAUGAGGAGCAGAAGAAACUGAAGAAGGAUGCAAAGAAGAAGGGUGCAUCUUCCAAGGAGUCUACUGCCAAGGGUUCAAAGAAGAAGGCUACUGCUGGUGGCUCUGAUGAGGACCACUCAACCUCUCCAACUCGCAGCCGUGAUGGUGACCAUGCAGCUGCGGACGAGGAAGAGGAUGAUGAUGAUGUCCAGUGGCAGACUGACACUUCUAUUGAGGCUGCGAAGCAGCGUAUGCAGGAGCAGCUGAGUGCAGCAACCGCUGAAAUGGUGAUGCUGUCCACUGAGGAGACUGAGAAGAAGAAACAUGCAACCCACAAAGAUGGCACUGCUAAUGGUUCAGCAAAAGAAAUACCUGAUGAAAAGCCUGCCGUCACUAAGCCUAGUCCCUAUAAAGAACUGAUUGGAGACAUCAAGGCUAGCCUGGGAAGUGCUCCCACACCUACCCAGCUCAAGGCUAUGCUGGCCUCCUCGACCCUUCCUUCCCAGGACGUGAUGAAUGCUCUCCUCGAGGCUCUCUUUGACGGUGUGGGCAAGGGAUUUGCAAAGGAGGUCGUGAAGAACAAGAAGUACCUUGCAGUUGCUGUGCCAGAUGAGGGUGCCCAGACCCUGCUGGUUCAAGCCAUCGAGGCUUUUGGCAGCAAGUGCAACCCCGAGGCGCUGAAGGAGGUCCCAGUUGUCCUGAAAGCCCUGUACGACGGAGAUAUCCUGGAGGAGGAAACCGUUGUGGACUGGUACAACGCUGCUGUCGCAGCUGGAAAGGACUCCCAGGUCGUCAAGAAUGCCAAGCCGUUUGUCGAGUGGCUCCAGAGCGCCGAGUCUGACGACGAGGAUGGCGAUGAAUGAAGAGGCGAUGCUGCUCUACUGUUCAUGGCUUCACUUGAUAAUAUUAAUUCAAUAAGUUUAUUUUGCUUGUCUGGUGUCAUCGAUGUCAGUCUUCGUUUGGUGUCAGUCGGUCUGGUGUCGAUGUCUAAAAACUGUUAUUGUCGUGCCGCGCAGCAUACCCUAUGUGGUUGGCUGCGUUUGGUGUCAGUCCGUUUUGUGUUUGGAUGUCACGGUUUAUUAUGUUCCUGUGGGCUGCCACUAUAUAUUAUAGUUGCUUGGGAUGUGUUUUUUAUAACC
Molecule: messenger RNA, 2042 nt
Organism: Zea mays
Lineage: Eukaryota; Viridiplantae; Streptophyta; Magnoliopsida; Poales; Poaceae
Exons: 2
Coding region: 402-1766 (454 amino acids)
Biological process (GO): formation of cytoplasmic translation initiation complex; translational initiation
Cellular component (GO): cytosol
Molecular function (GO): translation initiation factor activity; GDP-dissociation inhibitor activity; eukaryotic initiation factor eIF2 binding
Source: RefSeq, marked provisional